AUGAGCAUGCACACAUGCAUCUCUCUCAGUCUGAGAGUUGGUGGUCGUGCCGCCCUGAGCUUCCAGUGUGAGGAAGGGAGGGACCAGACAAGUCGGGCAGAAAGGUGCUGGGUCAAGGGGAGAAGGGGGCAGCAGGCAGCCCGCUCACGCUCUGGAUUCGUGAAACGCGUGCGCGCGGGGCUCGCGGGGUUGAGGGGUGAGGGCUGCGGCUUGACAGGAGCCGCCCCUCCUGUUGGUGGAAUUGGUUACAAAGGGAGCAGCCCCCCAGGCCGCCACACAGCUUCCCGCGGAGGCCUCUGUGCCCCUUGCCGUUUUCCAUCCGCGCUCCCACAAAGGCUGAGGCGGCUGGGAGAGGCGGAGCCUCCAGAGCUCGGUCGCCGGGUGGUCGCGGCAAUGACAGCUGCCCCCGACAGGCUCUCCCUUCCGAGCCCCUCUCGCUGGACAGGAGAGGAAGAUGUCGGUGACAGGGUUCAAGGCCAAACUGAAGUUGCUGGCUGUUCUAUCUUCCACAAGAACCAGGAGUCCAGCCGCCGCUCAGGGCUCCACUGCAAUAUCAGGUUUGUGUUUAAGGAGAAACUAACAAUGAAAACGGACUCGUUGACGGAGGAAAAGUUGGAAUGCAGCCUCUGGUGCUGUUUGAGUGAUCCCUCUCCCUGGGGCCUGGCUGCGCUGCUGUGUUCUGGAAAGGCCCAUUGUACCGUGGAGGCGGCAGAGUCUUUCUCUGUCACCAGGCUGGAGUGCAGUGGUGCAAUCUCAGGUCACUGCAACCUCCGCCUCCCUGGUUCAAGCGAUUCCCCUGUGUCAGCCUUCUGA
Molecule: messenger RNA, 813 nt
Organism: Mandrillus leucophaeus (drill)
Lineage: Eukaryota; Metazoa; Chordata; Mammalia; Primates; Cercopithecidae
Source: RefSeq, a predicted model, not a curated record